UCCAGAUUUACCGGUAAUUAAAAAAAAAUUCAAAAUGGCGACUCGAGUUUGAUGAAACUAGUUCAUUAGUUAAUUAGUCCGUCUACUUCUGUUUUACUUUAGGAUUAGCUCAGUGUUUUUAUUUGAGCUAGCUUACAGCUAUCAGUCUGGGAUGAUAAUGGAAGACACGCUGGAUCCACGCGACGUGGAACGGGCCAAAACCUUCUGGGCCGAGGAGGAUGUGGAUCAGGCUUUCAGUGGGGUUUUUGAAUACCUGGACCACUUGAAGAGGGUCCUGCAGAGGAAGACUGCCACAGAUAAAGAAUAUGUUCAGGCGCUGAGGCUGCUGGAGUGUCUGGACUCCUCCUCCUCCUCAGACCCCCAUCAGGACCAGGACUCGUCAGUGGUCCAGGUGGUCAUCGGUUCAGGUGAGCUGCUGCUGGCUGACCCCCCCAACCACGCCACAGCUUCCUCUUCCUCUGCCUCCCCCGUCUGCCUCUUCAAUGGACCAAACAUUUCAGCGGCGCCUCCUGCUGUCAGAGAGGAGCUGCUGCCUCCUCUGGUUCCGGUCCAGUUGGAGUACCACCCUCAUAUCUGCUGCAAGGCCUGCCUACCCGGUUUACCCAGAAUGCCUCAGUCCACCUCCUCGUUAUUUGGUCAGAACCCUCUGAAGGUGCCGCUGCUCUGCGGCUUCAAAAGGCUGACCGCCAUGCCACUGAUAACUUCGUUACGAGACGGCGAGACGACUGAGGAGGACGACGGCGACUGGGACGUCAUUUACAAAGCACCGUGUGGGCAAAGUCUUCGUAACCAUGACGACGUGAUGUGCUUCCUGUCUGUCACAGACAGCUACAACGUCCUGCAGGUGGACUGUUUUACCUUUAACCCCUUGGUGCGGUUGGACCCUGCCCUGACGCCGGGUCAGCCCCGUUUAGAGGAGGACCUGAGCCGGGGGGCGGAGCCGACGCUGGUGGAGCUGUGCGUCGGGGAAGACGGCGCCCGGCCCUCGGACUUUCGUUACAGGAAGGACCGUUGGCCGCACGGCUGCUUUCUGAGCCGCGGGCCGAAGCUGUUCCGGGUCUGCUGCGACUGCGACGACGGCUGCCGGGACGCUGACCGCUGCGCCUGCAUCGCCAUGGUGACAGAUGGGCGGGGCUACAGUCACCACCGGCUGCUGGAGCCUGUACCGUCAGGGUUGUAUGAAUGUGGACCGUGGUGCGGCUGCGACCGCUCUCACUGUCAGAACCGCCUGGUCCAGAGAGGUAUCAGAGUUCGCCUCCAGGUCUUCCAGACCGAGGACCGCAACUGGGGCGUCCGCUGCCGUGACGACUUGGACCGCGGCACCUUCGUGUGCAUCUAUGCAGGUUUGGUCCUGCAGCGGGCCCAGAGUCGAGUCGAGCGGCCACCUCCGAAGGUGUUCGCAGCCGAACUUCCAUCCGACGACGAGGUGGAGCUGGUCACCGAGUGGCUGGCCCCGCCGGUGCUGGAGGGGCGGAGCAACCUGGUAGAGACGCCCCCGCCCAUUUUGUCUUCAGCCUCACCGCCUCUGUACGUCGCGGUGAUCCAGAGACCCGCCGAGUCCGGUGCUGCGCCUCAGGACCAGGAGAAGGUUCAGACGGUUCUGGUCGGAGGUCCAGACUUGACGUCUCCAUCAGCAGGCGACCCGCCAGAGGCGGAGGCUACCGCCACCACGGAGGGACAGGAAGUGGGCGGGUCGAAGACGGAGGUCCGGAGGAGUUUAAAACGAGCCGCGGAGGUGGAGGACGUGUGUUUGGUGGACGCCAGCAAGGAGGGCAACGUGAGCCGCUUCAUUAACCACAGCUGCCAGCCGAACCUUUUCAUCCAGAACGUCUUCACGGACUCCCACGACCCGGCCUUCCCCGUCAUCGCCUUUUUCACAGACAGGGUCGUGAAGGCCGGCACCGAGCUCACCUGGAACUACGCCGCCGACGCUCACGCCGCCUCGGAGCACAAACAAGAAGCGCCCUGUCUCUGUCGUAGCGACUGUUGCCAGGGGUGGCUUCCCAUCGGUUGUGUGUGA
Messenger RNA from Nematolebias whitei (Rio pearlfish), 2020 nucleotides. RefSeq names its product SET domain bifurcated histone lysine methyltransferase 2 (gene setdb2). Gene Ontology annotation, molecular function: DNA binding; histone H3K9 methyltransferase activity; zinc ion binding. Gene Ontology annotation, cellular component: nucleus. NCBI's taxonomy places the organism in Eukaryota, Metazoa, Chordata, Actinopteri, Cyprinodontiformes, Rivulidae. The transcript has 12 exons. Gene Ontology annotation, biological process: heterochromatin organization; negative regulation of gene expression. The record is from RefSeq and is a predicted model, not a curated record. Bases 152 to 2020 code for a protein of 622 amino acids.